Messenger RNA from Gadus chalcogrammus (walleye pollock), 2999 nucleotides. Its product is annotated as putative methyltransferase NSUN7. The record is from RefSeq and is a predicted model, not a curated record. The coding region runs from base 504 to 2999 and encodes 831 amino acids. Gene Ontology annotation, molecular function: methyltransferase activity. The transcript has 13 exons. Lineage: Eukaryota; Metazoa; Chordata; Actinopteri; Gadiformes; Gadidae.
CAACAGGACCAGGGACUCGCCCGGAGGACCGCGGAUUUACCCGGUUGCCAUGGUGACCAAGGCGUGCUGGGGCCGAGGAGAUCCGCGUUCCUGAGGAAGUUCGCGUUGAGUCCGAAACCAGGUUUCAACAAAACAAAAAAAAGUCAAAUGUUGUCAAUUAUUGACCAAUUAUUUUGUGGCGGCUGGGGUGAAUGUAGUAGCCAGGAAGGCGGUACGUUCGCCACAUCCUUGAAUGCGUCGAUCUUUUUCGACCCGUUGGUCCGAGAGGGUUUAAAAGAGAUGUUUUACGAUUGAAAGUUGAGUAAAAACUCGGGGAGAGUAACGUUGUGAUACUGUGAUCGUUAACGGAGAAACGUGGAUAAUGGAUAACGAACCUCGGUUGAUAGUAUGAGGGCUGCUGGAUACUUCAUCACACUUUUGGGAAAGAAAACCAGAAACUCAUAAGGAUUCUCAGAGGUGCUCAUCUUGAGCUGUCCAGAGGAGGCCAACACAGCGGUGACAUCAUGGUGAGGCAUAACCCCAGACGGCCGAAGACAAAUGCUGGCACUCAGAUGCCUACUCUCAAGCCAUUAUCUCUGAUGGACGACCCCGCCGCCAAGCAGAGCCCUCCUCCUUAUGCAGAGCUCUUCACAGCCCCUGCUAGCGGCCAGCCGGGGUUCCCAGACCGUGUGUACCUGUUGGCAGCAGCCAUCUUCCAGAACAAUCACCAGCAGAAGCCUGCGUCUCACCGGCUGGUCAAUUAUGGCAAGCAAGAAGGCUCUGCCCUACCCAAGGUCAAGGAGGGGGGAAUGGACCUGGCAGCCUACGAGUUGGCCUUCAACACACUGAAAUAUCAAGAACUACUGGAGGACAUCUUGAUUGACAGCUGCUUUUACCUGGCUCAACCAAUGCCCGACGAGCAGAUGAGCUUGGUGGCCGUCAUGCUUUAUGACUUCCAGGACAGGAAGUUCCUCCCACGGGAACAUCGGGGGGAGGAGCUUAUACAGGAAGUCCUGGACGUGGAGGACUGCCUCCACAGAUUCAAGACCAAGCUGGCGGCGUCGCUGGCUCGCAGCAGGAUCAAACACGACCUGCUGUCCAUCGACUGCCUUCUGCCUGAGAGCCUACGGAGGAACCAGGAAAGGGCAGGCAGCCUGCCCCUCUACGCCUGGGUCAACCCCCUCAAGAGCAGUGUGGACGAGGUGAUGGAGGCCCUGAAGAGGGCCGGCUUCACGCGGGCCCCGUCCGUGGAGGAGCUGAGGGGCCGCUCCUUCUGCACGGACCCCCACUGCGGGGACGUGCUGGCGUUCCCCGCCGGCCUCCGCGGCGACCUCUACACCACCACGUUGCCUGGCGACCACAAGCUGAUCAUCCAGGAGAAGCUGUGUGGCCUGGGCCCCCACGCGGCGGCCCACCUGCUGUCGGGGGAGGGCGACCUGCUCCUGGCGGGCUGCUUCUCCGGCCUCAGCGUCGCCCACGCCGCCGGCCUGGUGGCCGGGGACGACCGCGGCGACGCGGGGGGCUGCAGGGUCCUGGCCUGCGUGGGCGACAGCACGACCCAACAGCAGGAGGAGCUGGAGGGGGUCCUGACCGCCAUGGGCUGCAAGAACGUGGAGCUCAUCCCCCAGGACUUCCAGACCCUUGCGGGGGCUGACGCACGGCUCCAGAGAGUGCGGGUGAUCCUGUUGACCCCGCAGUGCUCCGUGUCGGCCGUCAGCAACCCCCUGGACUUCAUCCUGAGGGAGAACGGAGACAGAGGCCUGCUGCCGUACCUCUCCCAGGGCUCCGUAGCCCAAGGCAAGCUGGAAGCUCUGGUAGCACGGCAAACCAAGGACCUCCAGCACGCCUUCAGCUUCCCUAAGGUCAGAUCCGUGGUGUAUUGCACCGUGUCUCUGUUCCCAGAGGAGAACGAGGAGUUGGUGUGGAGAUGCCUGGAGCAGAACCGGACCCAACCAGACGAUCAAACCAAGCUGCAGCACUUCGGGCCCAGCGUGGUCCUCCCCAGCUUCCUGGCCCCCCCAGAGGGAUGUGAGGAGCCCUUCUUCAGGCUGGAGCCCACAGCACACAGCAACGGCUGCUUCCUGGCCGUCCUCACCAGGGAGCCGGAGCCCUUGGUGGAGGAGACUCCGCAGGAGGUUCUCAGCCGGGCGAACGCCAAGGGCCUAUUGGACAAGAUAGGUGUCACUCAGCCCUCGACCAGGAGAGCCAAGAAGGGUGCGGCCUCUCGAACGGCCAAAGAGAUCCACGGACCCCGGGCGCUGCACCCCCAACCCCGCACCCCUGGGGGUCACCCCCCCAGGCUGGGCCAGCCGCGGCCCCCCGAGCCCAAGACCCCCGGCCCCACACCUGGGGUAGACCUGCACGGGUGGACCAACCGGCGGCCAGCUCUACAAGGUGAGCCUCACAACAAGUUCACCAGAGGGUCCGUGAUGGCCAGGCACCACUACCAGGCCCCUGGCGCUACCAACGCCACUUACGCCACCAACGCCACCAACGCCACCACUGCUACCUACGCCACCAGCGCUACCAACGCCACUUACGCCACCAACGCCACCAACGCUACCAAUGCCACAAACGCCACCAACGCCACCACCGCCGCCACCAACACCACCAACCCCUCUGCGUCCACUAGGGAGGGCGGGGACGACCUCCGCCAUUCAGUCGAAGCGUUGCCAUAUAAGGGCGUGGCUCAUGCCCCGCCCCCCGCCCUCUACGGCGCCGCUUCCAUCCCCUUUCUGACCCGCAUGGCCCCGCCCAAGGCGCCUCCCCCGCUGGUGGCGGUGGCCACGCCCACUAGGGCGCGGCCCUGCCUGGUCUUGAAGUCACUCACCCUGCCCCCCGUUCAGCUCCCCAACCUCAAGCCGGCCAAUCACAGCCAAGCGGGGGCGGGGGCGAGAUGCAACCCCACCUUCAGCUGCCACAGCUGGAGGCCCGCCCCGUCCCAGGCGGGGCACCCCCCCACCCGCUCCAGCGGCAGCCUCCACAGGGACCUCCCGUUCCCGAUGCGGCCCUGGCUGUAG